Molecule: messenger RNA, 746 nt
Organism: Phlebotomus argentipes
Lineage: Eukaryota; Metazoa; Arthropoda; Insecta; Diptera; Psychodidae
Gene: Trs23
Product: trafficking protein particle complex subunit 4
Exons: 2
Coding region: 53-706 (217 amino acids)
Biological process (GO): endoplasmic reticulum to Golgi vesicle-mediated transport
Cellular component (GO): TRAPP complex
Source: RefSeq, a predicted model, not a curated record
UUUGACAAUCCAUGUUUUGGUUUUUCUUGGGAGGAAAAGGAAGCCCAGAAUUAUGGUGAUUUACGGAGUUUAUAUAGUUAGUAAGUCCGGCGGACUAAUUUUCAACCUCGAUCACAACGUUCCGAAGGUGGAAAAUGAGAAAACCUUUAGUUUCCCUUUGGAUUUGAAGCUCGACUUUGACUCCAAGAAAGUUACUGUUGUUUUUGGCCAAAGAGACGGAAUUACAGUGGGUCAUGUUCUUUCAGCGAUAAAUGGUGUAUCUGUGAGCGGUGUGACACUUGAGGACGGCCGAGAUGCUAAGGAAGUGAUUGAGAAUCGAGACAACUACCCACUAAACUUGAAGUUCCACCGGCCGAAAAUGACAACGAAUGAGAAGAUCGUCCUUGCCAGCACCUUCUACCCUUUAUUCGCUAUUGCGAGCCAAUUGAGUCCUGAACCCAAGAGUUCGGGAAUUGAGAUGCUCGAGACAGAAACAUUUAAGCUCAACUGCUUCCAGACACUCACGGGAGUGAAGUUCAUCCUGAUAAGUGAACCUCUGCAAGCGGGAAUGGAGAUACUUUUGAAGAAGAUCUAUGAAUUGUACGCUGAUUACGUCCUCAAGAAUCCCUUCUACUCAUUGGAAAUGCCCAUCAGAUGCGAGCUGUUCGAUACAAAUCUUCAGGCACUGCUGGAGCAGGUGGAGAAGAACGGCAUAUCGAGUAUUUAAGUCAUCUAAUUUCUGGUUUAAUUUAAUAAAUUGUUACGGA